GCUGGUGCGGAAGUACAGAGCUGGCCUCGCUCUAUCUCUUCUUUCUGCUGGGGCCAAUAGGGAGAGGCAGACACACACAGCCGAGCAGCACAGCGCCACAGAACAUACUUUCAUUUCUCCUGCCAUUGACAGAAUAAAAGAACUCCCAGGGAACAAGUCCCACACAGCCAAGGGGGAAAGGAACUGGAUCACUUGGCUUCAUUCUGGUGGAUACAAAAAGGGGGGAGUAGAAGCAUAAAGGCUGGAGGAGAUUGCUGAAGCCCAGCACACAAAGCAAAGGCAACACGGAAAAGAAGAAGAAGGGGCUGUCGUGUCCUUUACUUGGAUGGGAUUUGGGAGCUGUAAGCAAAGGGUCGCGGUUGAGGGGGGAGCGGAUUCCUCCCCUGUGAUCCAUUCUCCUCCUCCUCCCCCUGCCAGUAGGGAGAAGAGAGCCUUGGAUAGAGUUAUUCACCUCUCCGGGGAGAGACACUAUGCCGGAUCUAUGGAAACAUUUCUAGCGGAUUAAAGCUGAAUACAAACAACCGUCCCCCCCCCCCACUCCUCAAUCUUGAGUUCCAUUCCCCAUUUGUUUUGAUGUGGGAAUUCCCAGCGAGUGAGACGCACUUUCAGCUGCACUUUGUCAUUGGCUUUUCCCGAGGCGAGAGCUGUCAGUGGCCAGGAGUUUCCACGCCAGUACUUUGUAUCCAUUCUUGCCUAUGAGAAAGGGGGGUGAUUUUAGAUUGCUGGGAAUAUGAAAUGUAUUCAUUCUUUUGUCUUUGUGUCAGAGGAUUAACAUCUCUAUAAUAUUUAGGACCUGAUUCCUCUCUACACCCCAACCCCCUGCCCAGAUUCCUGGGAACGCUUUCCUGCUCAGAUUAUCUGUCUGUUAUUUUAAUUGAAAAAACCCCUGUGUCCCCUCCGAGCCUGGCACAUUCACUGUACAAACAGACAUUGCUUCCCCCUGAGUCUGCCUGCUCUUCGCUUGGGGGGUGAUGCCAAUCGCCUCCAGCUCUGUGCAGCCCUCCCCGCCGGACUCCAGCCUCUUUACUCGGCUUCGCCCAGUUCAAGCAGACAGGCUACGGGACCCUAAGCAGCAGCAGCAGCCGGUGGGAGGCGGUGAGAGCGGGGGUGGCGGUGGAGGAGGAGGUGGGCUCUUGCCUUUCCCGGUUUGUCUGGAUCCAAGGCAGGCUGAAGAAGGGGCCGAGAGCAGAGGAGCCGGACUGAGCAGAAGACUGCUGCCUGGGAGUGUUGCUGCCUUCUCCUCCUCUUCCCCCCAGCACCCUCUGCUGCAGGUCACCCCAGCUUUCAGCUCUCCUUCUUCCUUCUACCAGUCAUUCUCCUCUCCCUCUACUUCUCCCUCACCUCCCACAGCUCCUUCUUUCCAACACUCUGCCUUCCUGGAGCCCCCAAGGACUAGAUCCAGAUCUACGUGUAGGUCUGUAUUCAUGAUGAACCAACAACACCAGCAGCUCCAUGGCAUGCCAGGAGCAGCUCACUUUCCCCACCACCAGCUCCAGACACCACAACAACACCCUCCUCCCCUUCUUUUUCCUACUGCCCUUCACUGGCCAAACAUGGACAGAAAUGACAACCGCCCCCCUGAGGGAGCCAGGCAACCCCACAGCCCACAUGCUUUAGGGGCCAGAAGGAGAGGAAACAGCCCAAACAACAGUUCUCACAACCAGCACCAACACAUGAGAUCUCCAGCAGGUAAUAUGGGCCCCUCAUUCCAAUGUCAGCCGGUACAUCAAGACCACAUAUGCAACAAUGACAGCGAAAAGAACGAAGACAGUCCCAGCCCUAAGCGUCAGCGGCUAUCUAAUUCAGUUUUUGAAUACGCUGCAGCAUCUCCUGCCCCAUCUCCCCCAAUGCGACCAUGGGAGAUGACAUCAAAUAGGCGGCCUCCUUCGGCUCGGCCCAACCAGCACCACUUCUCAGGGGAAAGAUGCAACACUCCUGCACGUAAUAGAAGAAGCCCACCUGUGAGGCGUCAGAGAGGAAGACGGGACAGACUGUCUCGUCACAACUCCAUUAGCCAAGAUGAAAAUUAUCACCAUCUCUCCUAUGGGCAACCGCAAGCAGUAGAAGAGCCUCGAGCCUUCCACCCACCGAAUGUAUCCCCUCGCAUGCUUCAUCCAGCUGCACAUCCUCCACAGCAAAACGCUGUAAUGGUAGACAUUCAUGAGCAGAUUCACCAGGGCACAGUACCAGUCUCCUACACAGUCACAACAGUAGCACCACAUGGGAUUCCACUUUGUACAGGACAGCACAUCCCUGCAUGUAGUACACAGCAAGUUCCUGGAUGUUCAGUGGUCUUCAGUGGCCAGCACUUACCAGUCUGUAGUGUGCCUCCACCUAUGAUUCAGGCCUGUUCAGUUCAGCAUUUACCAGUGCCCUAUGCUGCUUUCCCACCCCUCAUUUCAAGCGAUCCAUUUCUUUUGCAUCCACCCCACCUUUCACCACAUCACCACGCUCACCUUCCACCUCCUGGUCAGUUUGUUCCCUUUCAGACACAACAGUCACGUUCGGAAAGUAACAUGCACAACUCUCCCCUGCAGCCUCUGCAAAGGAUAGAGAAUGAAGUGGAGUUGCUUGGGGAGCUACCUGUAGGUGGGUUUACGUACCCGCCAUCUGCCCACGCUCCAACACUGCAACCGUCUGCCCCAUUACAGUUCAUAGCUCAUGAUCCUUUACACCAGGAAGUUUCAUUUGGUGUUCCUUAUCCUCCAUUUAUGCCUCGAAGAAUAACUGGACGAAACAGAUACCGAUCACAGCAACCGAUACCACCACCACCUUAUCAUCCAAGUCUUUUACCCUAUGUACUGUCAAUGCUUCCAGUGCCUCCUACCGUUGGACCUGCCUUUAGCUUUGAGUUGGAUGUUGAAGAUGGGGAGGUGGAAAACUAUGAGGUUGGUGCAUUGCUGAAUCUUGCGGAAAGACUGGGUGAAGCCAAACCACGGGGACUAACAAAAGCAGACAUUGAACAACUUCCAUCCUAUAGGUUUAACCCAAACAAUCACCAGUCUGAGCAGACAUUAUGUGUAGUAUGCAUGUGCGAUUUUGAGUCAAGACAACUUCUUAGAGUCCUACCAUGCAACCAUGAAUUUCAUGCCAAGUGUGUCGACAAAUGGCUUAAGGCAAAUCGUACUUGUCCUAUUUGUCGGGCAGAUGCUUCAGAAGUACAUCGUGAUUCCGAAUGACCAGUCUCAGAGCACAAUUAAAACUUGGGUGUUCCUAGUCGUGUGUGUGUGUUUCUGUAUUCGCACACACCAACCAUCCAUUGAACUGAACCCACGUGGCUUCUGGCCUAGUCUUUUCACAAAAGGUUCAAUGGACCUCUUUUUUGCACUGUGUGAUUUAAUCAAUUCUAAAGCUUCUGAUUCGUCUUCACAAUUAUGGAAUUGUUCUACUAACAGUGUGAUUGGGACUCCAAAGAUAAUUAUUUUUUUAUAUACCUUCGCUUAUUUUGUGUGUGCACUAACAUUCCCUGGUUUUUGUGUGAUCAUUCCGAGUGUUUUGCUGCAAGAUUACAGUGGUCAGUGAUCUUUUAGCAUGUGCUUUUAUAUUUAAAAGGAAAAACAAAAAAAAGAAAAAUCAAAUGCAGUGGUAGCUCCAAACAAUUUAGCAAUCUACCUUAUUAUAGAGCCUUCAGAUACUGUGAGUGUGGACGGAUGAAUUGUGUGUUAGUGACAAUGUGGCUUAGUGCGUUUGUUGGGCACGAGCGCGAGUCUAUGUGCUUGAGAAACAAUAUACCAGCAUGUCCUGAGAAGUGUGUGAGUGUAGUAUUACAUAUGCUGCAAUGUAUAAUCUUGUGUGUUAUUUAAACAGUACUAGUACUGUACACUGGUUACUUUUGUUGUGUUUGCAGUUGCACACUGAAUGCUAUAGGUGUAGCAAUUAAUUGGCAUUUCAUAUCCCUUUUUUUUUUUUUUUUUUUUUUUUUUUAAAAUCUCCCCUCCACUUAAUAGGGAAUUUAUAGACUGGAAACCAACUGUCGCCUUCUUAAACUGAACAUUUUGCAGUAUGGAUCAGUUCUAAUUUGCAUCUCACUGCAGGAAAAAUAAAAACGGUGUUUUUGUCUUGCUCUGAAAUCUUCUGAAAAAAUGGUGAAAUCAAAACAAUGGUGUUUGCUACUGUUUAACCUCUUCUGGGGCGUUUCAGUUGGCAAGGGUCACAUCCUCCUAAUUUUCCGUAGGUUUAAUGAGAUCUUCCGUUAGGGUGUAGGUGUAUUGGUGUCUUUAACAUGAAUUUGUCAUAAAGCUGGGAUGCUGUUUCCCUUUCAUGACUGUAUCUGAGUAUUCGGUUCCUCUUCACUUUUCUUACACAGUUUUUCAAUUUUUCAUUAAUGAGUGAGUUUAAGUUUAAAAAUGACACGGCUCAUACAAUAAACCUGUAAAUAUUUGAAUGUACUACAAAUAAUGUCAUUGUUACCCGUAAUGCUUUAAUAGAUCUAAUCAAUGUGGAGCUUAUUCACUAGCGAAUAGGAAGUUUUUGUCCCAGCGCAGUAAAGUAAAGCAGCCAGUAGGAUAUUAGCUGUGAAUAUUCUACCUGCAGGAGUGAUUAAAUCUCAUUGCCCCAGAAAAGGGUCCGAUAGCAAUUAAAAAAAAGAGCAAAUUUACCAGUAAGUCCCAAUUCAUUUGUACUGGAAAAAAAAGUAAAUAAAGUUUUCCUUUAUUUAAAAAGUCAGUAGACUGAGUAGACAGUUUAUUUAAUGCUGCUCAUGAAUCACUUACCUGAUACCCAGGGCUUGUCCUCCUGUUUGCUGAAAACUGCACUGGACUGGGUAUUUCUGUAGCCUCACCAAAUUUUUUUUUUUUUUUUUUUUUUCCAUUCUUCUUUGGACCCGGGCCAGCAAUGCAAGAAGCAGAAGAGAAUUGCUCUACACAAAUGCCCAGGGCAAUUGUUUUUCAGAAAACCGGAGCACCAGUCUGGGUUAACAGUUAAAUAUAAUCACUGGGGGUGCCUUACAUUUUAUGCACCCUACUAGAUCGGAAUGCCAGUGUACUUUAUAGUCAUUUUAUGCUUUACAUUCAGUCUUUGUGUACAUUACAGACAACUCCAUGCCAGAAGUAGAGAUGUCUCCUUGCAGCACUCUAUGUAUUGAGCUUCACACUGGCGCUCAUUCACAACUGGGCAAGACUGCAACUCGGUAAUAACCCAUAUCAAACGAGCAGUGAUUAGCAUUUUCCAGUCGGCUGCAGAUAGAACAAAUAAGCAAACAUUUAGUUGAUGGCUUUCGGUUACUGCCCAGUGCAAAUUUGCCCAGUUCUGAUAACUGAGCUGGUCCAUCUUAUCCCUAUAGACCAAAGAAGAUAAUACUUGACUUUUUUUUUUUUUCUAUUAUUUAGUGACCUCCUUUUCCAGUUGCAGGAUUGGAACUGCCCAUCAUACAAGACUAGUAAUUGCCAGAAUGCUUAAAGUUGCCUUUCUUCAGAUUAGUGAAUCAAGCCGUACAUAAACAUUAAAUGAAAAUAAGGACAGAUGCACCUUUUUAUUUUCCUUGCAGUGACUUUGAUUCGCAUCUUAGCGUACACGUUUGUUGCAAAAGCACAAGGGCAACGCUCAAUGUAGCUGCCAAGCCCUAGUUUUUUCUUCCUUGUGUCAUAACUUGUGAUGCAUGUCCUGUAUGCUGCCAUCCUUGUCUAUUCCUGGUGCCCCAAUCAGUGUUGUUCUAAUGCUGCUUGCCCUUCCUGUGCCACUGUUCCAUUCUUGGGCUUCAGUGGAAACAAAAGCACAAUCUGUCUACAGUUUAACUCCGCACCUUUUUAUUUUUUUAAUUAUAAUAACUGCCCGGUAAACACCGAAUCUCUGCCCCUUGGAGUUGGGUGAGAGAUAAAUGGAGCGCCAAUGCUUACUGUUUCUUAGAUUCAUAAUGAAACGGACCAGCCACUGGAUAUUAAUAUCUUGUUUUUCUGUUAGACAUAAAAUCAUGUUGUUUCUGGACAAAAAACAGUUUUAGCACACUUCUCCUAAAUGCUACAAACCUUUUAUAUUAAUAUUUUUUUUUUAACUUGUAUAGAAUUAAAAACACUACUACACUCAAUGUUCACUUUAUUGAAGCAUGCAAGCAUUGCACUUUUUCAAGCUUAGAUUGAGCUAAAUGCAAAGAUUAAAAAAAAAAGUUUGAGGUUCCCACAAAUUCUGGUGUUUUCACCCCCUCUUACCCCAACAAAAUGCAAACUUCCAGGUUACUUUUCAUUCGCUGCCCUAAAUACUACAAAACGUUUGAACAGGAUGAAGUGUCAUUGUCUGUACUGUAGUUGCACUCUGGAGGCUGGUACUUCUAGAAUGAUUCUGGUUUUGCAUUGGACACGCGGACAUGUGCUGACUUUCUUCCUGUGGUUAGUGUAAUAUAAAGAGAAAUCUAUAAAAAGCACACAUGCAUGUGUUCUGAACCAGCUAGAAACCAACUACAAACUAUGGAAAAGCCAAAAGGGAGAUGAACAGGAGGACACUUCUCACUGCCAUAUUAUCUACUAAAAUGCCUGUAGCCCUAGAUUGCAGUAGUGCCUACCCUGCAGAGGAAACCCAGCCGAUGAUUUCUUCUCGUACCCGUUAUUGGCUUCAGCAUAUCUGUCAUUGUUUUGUUAUUUUUCUGUUUAUUUGCAUGAUUUCUGUCUUUCUUUUUUUCAUUUGUGUUUUUGCUGUCUAAAAGUGAUUUAUCAAGGCCACUGCUCUUUUCAGGAUUAUGUUUAUAUUUUUCAUUUAAGUUUUGUCACUGUUACAGUAUUCUCCCUGCAGAAAAUUAACUCUUCGGACCUUACAGGAAGAAUCCUUUGCUUGUGUUUUCCCACUUGGUACAUUUACAGUUACCUCAUUGCUAUUUACCUGUUUUUUUUUUUCCCUUCUGAUUUGCCAAUGAAAGCAUAAAGAUUUUAUUGGAGUCAUAUUUUUUGUUUGUUCUCUGUAUCAUUUAACAUGAUGUAGUUUUUAAAUGUAUUAUAAAUAUAUCUGUAACCAAAUCAUUUGAAGGCUUGAUGAAUUUUUAACAAAAUUUGUACAUUUUUUUAUGAGAGUAACUAGUAAUGCUUUACUAAGUAGUGCAAUGAUUUUUUAUUUUGUUUUUUCUUUUUUUUUUCUUUUUGUUUUGUUUUUUUAAAUCCCUGUGCCCAGUUUUGGAGUUGAGAGGGUUGUUCAGUAAUAAAUGUAUGAUGUAUACUUA
Xenopus laevis (African clawed frog) is the source of this 7141-nucleotide messenger RNA. RefSeq names its product ring finger protein 38 S homeolog (gene rnf38.S). NCBI's taxonomy places the organism in Eukaryota, Metazoa, Chordata, Amphibia, Anura, Pipidae. The record is from RefSeq and is a predicted model, not a curated record. Gene Ontology annotation, biological process: protein ubiquitination. The transcript is spliced from 12 exons. Gene Ontology annotation, molecular function: ubiquitin protein ligase activity. The coding region runs from base 972 to 3179 and encodes 735 amino acids.